AUGCCGUCGAGGACAAUCAAUAACCUCGGCGCAGAGUCCUCGCGGAAGCGACACCACCGCGGCGAAGAUGACGAGUCAGAGGAGCCUGUACGGCCUCGUUCGCAUUUAAAUGGUGAAUCUGUAAGUGCUCUGGCUUUUUCUCACACAUCUGGCAGUGCUUCCUUCUUCAUUUACAAUGUGCUAAUCCUGACCCAGCGAAAACGUGCCCGGCUUUCCGAUGUGCGCGAUGAAACGCGUGCAAACAACCCCGAUGACGAAGCCGAGUAUCAAGGAGCUGCCUCGCCCGACACCCCACCAAGAACGCAGUAUGAGUUAAUGCGCGAUAAUGGGUUCGAGCAUUUGCGAACUGAGGCUGCCGAUGAUCAGAAGGCGACCCAGCGGCUACGGAUGCGACCAAACCGUCUAGGAGAAAAUGUGGUCGCAGAAAAUGGCAUUCUUGAGCAAGUCAUAUGCAUCAACUUUAUGUGUCACACGAGACUGAACUGCGAGCUUGGGCCCCUUCUCAACUUUGUUGUGGGCGAGAAUGGCAGCGGAAAGAGCGCUGUUUUGACAGCAAUCACCCUCUGCCUUGGUGGAAAGGCAAGCUCGACGAACCGCGGUGGUAGCCUGAAAAGUUUUAUCAAAGAAGGAGAGGAUAAGGCUAUUUUGACUGUCAAGAUCAAGAACCAGGGGCCUGAUGCUUAUCAGCACGAUAUUUACGGCGAUUCCAUCACCGUGGAGCGUUGGUUCAACAAAACUGGCGGGAGCGGCUUCAACCUGAAAACAGCCACCGGCUCUAUUCACUCGAAGAAGAAGGAAGAGGUUGAUCAAAUCGUGGAGUACUACGCCCUGCAGGUCGACAACCCACUGAACGUUCUAUCUCAAGACAACGCCCGGCAAUUCCUCAACGCCUCAAGCAAGGCGCAGAAGUACAAGUUCUUCAUCGAGGGCGUCCAGCUACAGCAAUUGGAUAACGACUACAAGCUGACUGCUGAAUAUGUGAGCCAAAUAGACACCAAGAUACCAGAUCAAGAACAGAAAAUCGAGCUUCUCAAAGUGCAACGGGCAAACGCAGAACGCUUAUUGGAGACUCUGGAGGGCGAGCGGUCAUUACGCGACAAAAUCAACACAAUGCGCUUAAAGUUGGCCUGGUCACGUGUCGAUACCUGUGAAAAGAGACUGGCGCAGAAGGAGGCGAAUCUCGCCGAGAUCUCCACCAAGUUGAUUUCGGCUGAAGAAAAGUUCGGCUUGAAAAGUCGAGCGUUGGAGCAGGCGGAUCAAGAGGUGGAAACCACCAAGGCGAAGCUCGAGAGGGCGAAGGAAGAGGAGCCAGAGCUGCAGGCCAAAGUUGAAGAGGCGAAGGCUCAUAAGGAGGCCAUGGUAGCAGACCUCAUGAAGGUCCAGGCCGAGGAGCGAGAGGCUCACCAAAACUGGAAAGCCAUGACUGACCAAGUCAAGGAUUUCGAGAGAAAGAUCGCGCAGGAAGAGAGGAGUCUGCGGGAGGCACACGGUGGUCUCCAAACCCUGAAGAUGAAGGAGCGCGACGAGGCUCGGGCCAGGGUCCAGGAGCUUGAACAAAAAAUCGAUGACAACAAACAGCUGAUUCCUCGGAUCAAGAGCCAGAUGAGUGAUUCGGCAAGGGCCCUGAACCCCAUCAAGGAGCGGGUUACCAAGAAGCAGGAGGAGAUCCACAAUCUCAAAAAGGAGAUUGAGAAAACCCAGGCACAAAUCGGUGUGCCGCUUGCUGCUUACCACAAGAAUAUGCCGAGGCUGUUAAAGGCCAUUGACGGCGACAAGAGGUUCCAGCAGAAGCCCAUCGGCCCGCUGGGCACCGUCGUGCAUCUUCAUAAACCGGAAUGGGGAGCGAUUUUGGAGUCUUAUUUUGGCAACAACCUCAACGGUUUUGUCGUCUUCAGCAAAGCCGACAUGAAUGUUCUUGCAGACUUGAUGAGGCGAUGCGACAUCGACAGCAACCGCAAUCCCAUCUUCGUGGGCCAGCGAAAUGCCCUCAAUCUGGCGGGAAAAGAGCCAGAUGCGGACUUCGACACCAUCCUGAGAGUACUCAAGAUUGACAACCAAGCUGUUCGGGAUACACUUGUUAUCAACCACGCGAUCGAGCAAGUGCUCUUGAUUCAUAAGCGCACAACGGCUCAGAGCGUGAUGAUGGAUGGAACGGCACCGCCCCGCAAUGUCAAGAGAUGCAUCACAUUCCAUGAUUCCAAGAACGAGGGGCUAAGCAUUGAAAUGAAGCCGAGCGGCAUAUCAACAAGUCCGGUCAGGAUUGGGACUCAGCCCAAGCGCCUGAAGACGGAAUCUGCCUCUCAGAUGGCCUUCUUGAAGGAGUCCCUGUCAAAAUUGGAGUCGGAACUCCAAGCUCUCCGAGUUGAAUACAAACGUGUCCAGGAUGAAAACUCCCACCACAAGACAGCCCUUGCCAAAGCGGAGAAAGAGGGGGCCGUUCUCGCACAGCAGCUGCGAGAGACCGAACUAGAGCUUGCGGAGAUCGAAGUGGCUUUGGACGAGUGGGAUGGGUCUGACGCCCGACUCCAAAGUCUGCGUGAGCAGCUGGCUCAAGCACUGGAGCAGAAAGCUCACCACGGUCAACAGGUGACUGGGCUUAUUGUGGCCAAAGACCAGAAAAACGUACUUGCCGAGGAGGCUUACAAGGCACUCAAAGCUCAGAAGCUGCAGCUCAAGGACUGUGAAGCCAGUGUGAAUAAGGCAGAGGAAAAGGCCAAGUCUGCGGAGGCGCACCGGCAUAUUGUGCUUCGAGAAAAGCUCGACAGUGAAGACGCGUAUAAGCAACUGAAGGCAGAACAAAAGGAAGCGGAAGAAAGUAUUGGGAGGGAAAAGGAUAGGAUCGCGGAGAGAGAGGCGGAGGCCAUUCAAGUGUGCCCAGAACGCGUGCAUUUGCUAGACGGCGAGACGGAGAAGUCCGUCAAUACACAGUACUUUGCUCUGCGGGCUCGAUACGACAAAAUGACCAGCAGACGUCAGUUGAACGAGCAGGAAGUUAUUGAGCAAGCCGAAAAGGUUCGGAAGAAGUACGACGAAGCAGUCAAUGGCCUCAACUCGAUGGUGGAGUCAAGCGAACGUCUCAAGCAUUCGUUGAGCCUACGUUUGGACAAGUGGCGCAAGUUCCAGCGGUACAUCUCCGCCCAGUCGCGUGUGAACUUCAUAUAUCUCCUCAGCGAACGCGGGUACCGAGGGAGGCUGCUGCUGGAUCAUAAGCGCAGGCUCCUGGACGUUCAUGUGGAGCCCGACCACACCGAGAAACGUGCCAGUGGACGGAGUACCAAGACGUUAUCCGGCGGAGAGAAAUCCUUUUCUUCGAUUUGUAUGCUGUUGGCCAUCUGGGAAGCCAUGGGUUCGCCGCUGCGGUGCUUGGAUGAGUUUGAUGUGUUCAUGGACAAUGUGAACCGCGCUGUUAGCCAAAAUAUGCUGGUUGCCGCUGCUCGAAGGUCGGUCAACCGGCAAUACAUCUUCAUCACACCCAACGCUAUCGACCCAAAGAUCAUCGCUGAAAAAGACGUAAAGCUUAUUCGACUCGUUGAUCCACGCCAACAGCGACUCACCAGCAUGCAAACAAUACCAUGA
Podospora anserina S mat+ is the source of this 3576-nucleotide messenger RNA. RefSeq lists its product as uncharacterized. Gene Ontology annotation, biological process: double-strand break repair via homologous recombination. The coding region runs from base 1 to 3576 and encodes 1191 amino acids. The transcript has 2 exons. Gene Ontology annotation, molecular function: single-stranded DNA binding; damaged DNA binding. Gene Ontology annotation, cellular component: Smc5-Smc6 complex; site of double-strand break; nucleus. Lineage: Eukaryota; Fungi; Ascomycota; Sordariomycetes; Sordariales; Podosporaceae. The record is from RefSeq and is a predicted model, not a curated record.